Molecule: messenger RNA, 1830 nt
Organism: Durio zibethinus
Lineage: Eukaryota; Viridiplantae; Streptophyta; Magnoliopsida; Malvales; Malvaceae
Product: ammonium transporter 1 member 1-like
Biological process (GO): ammonium transmembrane transport; ammonium homeostasis
Cellular component (GO): plasma membrane
Molecular function (GO): ammonium channel activity
Source: RefSeq, a predicted model, not a curated record
CCGAACCACAAAAAACUGUGAAUGAAAAAUCUUCCUUUUUCCCAAAGUCAUCUAUCUAUAUAAACAUCUUCUGCUCUUCUUGGUUCUGCCUGUAACUGUCUUUCCUUUCCUCUUAUUUCCUCUCAUUUACUUCGUUUCUUGGGGGUUUUUUUAGGCCAUGGCUACUUGUUCAGCGGACCUAGCGCCGCUUUUAGGCCCCAACGCCACCGCCGCAGCCGACUACAUAUGCAACAAGUUCACUGAUGCUUCUUUUGCUGUUGACAACACUUACCUUCUCUUCUCUGCCUACCUUGUUUUCGCCAUGCAACUUGGCUUUGCCAUGCUUUGUGCUGGUUCAGUCCGUUCCAAAAACACCAUGAACAUCAUGCUUACCAAUGUCCUCGACGCUGCUACUGGUGGCCUCUUUUACUACCUUUUCGGCUUUGCCUUUGCCUUUGGUUCCCCUUCUAAUGGCUUCAUUGGUCGCCACAACUUCGUCUUAAGAUCUAUUCCUUCUUCUUUGUUUGAUUACAGCAACUUCCUUUAUCAGUGGGCUUUUGCUAUUGCAGCUGCUGGGAUCACCAGUGGCUCCAUAGCUGAAAGAACCCAAUUCGUUGCUUAUCUGAUAUAUUCGUCUUUCUUAACUGGUUUUGUUUACCCUGUUGUUUCUCAUUGGUUUUGGUCGGCUGAUGGCUGGGCCAGUUCUUUUCGAGCCGAUGACUUCCUCUUUGGUAGUGGGGUUAUUGACUUUGCUGGUUCAGGGGUUGUUCAUAUAGUUGGUGGUGUAGCCGGUUUAUGGGGUGCACUUAUUGAAGGACCAAGAAUUGGCCGGUUCGACCAUUCGGGUAGAUCAGUUGCCUUGCGUGGUCAUAGUGCGACCCUUGUUGUUCUUGGAACUUUCAUGCUUUGGUUCGGUUGGUAUGGGUUCAACCCCGGUUCAUUUAACAAAAUCUCGAGUAUUUACACUUCUGGGAGCUAUUAUGGGCAGUGGAGUGCUGUGGGAAGAACGGCGGUGACCACCACCUUAGCUGGAUGCACGGCGGCGUUGACUACCCUUUUCACGAAAAGGAUUUUAACAGGUCAUUGGAAUGUCACUGAUGUUUGUAAUGGUUUGCUUGGUGGCUUGGCUGCUAUCACUUCAGGGUGCUCUGUAGUUGAACCCUGGGCUGCUGUUAUUUGUGGGUUCGUGGCUGCUUUAGUUUUGAUUGGAUGCAACAAGUUGGCUGAGAAAGUCAAGUUUGAUGAUCCUUUAGAGGCUGCUCAAUUGCAUGGUGGAUGUGGUGCUUGGGGAGUGCUUUUCACAGGUUUGUUUGCUUCUGAAAAGUAUGUCAGGGAAGUUUAUCCCACCAGGCCUGUUCGAUAUGGUUUGUUUAGGGGAGGUGGAGGAAGGCUCUUUGCUGCUCAAAUCAUCCAGAUUUUGGUAAUUGUUGGGUGGGUGAGUGCUACAAUGGGGACUUUGUUCUAUUUUCUUCAUAGAUUUGGUCUCCUGAGGAUCUCAGCUGAUGACGAAAUGGCUGGUAUGGAUUUGACAAGGCAUGGUGGGCUUGCUUAUGUUUACCAUGAUGAAGAUGAAACACACAACCAAGGGAUUCAGAUGAAGAAAAUUGAAAGUCACCCAACUCCUCCUUCAGUCUAAAAAUCUUCUGUUUCCCUCUUUUUUUUCCUUUAAUUUCUAUUUUUUAUUUUUACUUUAGAUUAUCCUACGACUUGAUACUUCUUCUCUUCUUCCUUUCCCUUAAAAAAAGAUGGCUCCUGUAUUUAAAAAUAUCUUUCUAGAGUUUGUGUAAGAUAACCAUGCUGGUAGGUGGCUGGUUCUUAUUGGAGAUAAUGCGAGGGAAUGCUUUUGUCUUA